CAUUGAAUAACCCGGACUGUUUGAUUGACGCAAGCGCACUGAGGCCCAACAAAGGGCCGAAAUAAGAACGGUUCGCAAGUGAAUCUGAUGUAUUUAUGUCAUAAAAAUGGUGAAAUCUGUGAAGUGGCGAGUAGAAAUUAGGAUAUUCGACGUGUCGAAUCAUGACCGAGGCAUCUGAAAAACCCCUACCGGUGCGCGUGCGUGCGCAGGUGAUGUGUCGCGACGAGGGCACCGGGGGAUGGGUCGCCCUGGGCGGCGGGGGGCUCGCCGACGUCAUGGUGGGCCGCCGGCCGUGCGCCAGGCCGCCGCACCGCGUGUCAGGCGAUGGUGAUAGCAACGGCGACACAACAUCUUCAUGCGCAAACGCACCUACGCACGAGUACUUUAUACAUGGAAAACGGAUCAGCGAUAAUAUGGUGGUCCUCGAAUGCACAAUACAGAAGGACUUUCAGUACAACAAGGUCAUGCCGACCUUCCAUCACUGGGUGACAGACGAGAAGCGGUUCGGCCUGACCUUCCAGACUGCGGCUGAUGCCAGGGCCUUCGAUAAGGGUGUACGCAGCGCCGUCGAGGAGUUAUUGGACGGUCUGGGUGGGGCGUGGCCGUCGCUUCACGCGUACACAAAACACAACCCAGCGCCCAAAGACGACGACGAGGAACAAAAUAUAUUCGAGUGCCUCAACCUGCCAACGGACUCUCGCUCGAGCUCGGAAAACUCGACCGCAACUCGCACGCGCCGGCGUACGGAUGACGAUCUCACUCAAACGCCGAUACUGUCCGCCAUUACGUUGCCGCGGCACCCGCUCACAGAUACAAUAAAACCAUACGAAGUUCAGUACGAGGAGAAAGCGGACGAUUCCGACCCCGAUAGGUGUCCUUACGUUCAUCUUUCAGCGAUACACGACUACACAUACCCACAGGUGGGUUCCGGCGUUAUCACCACGGAAAAGUCAUCGCCUAACCCUAAACCUCCGUUACUGAAGAGAGAUUCGGGGUCGAUAAAGAAAAUACACAGUUACAGCGCUCCACCUCCUUUGCCUGGCAAAAAAUCUACAGAGACGUUUCAAGCAAGAAUCAAAUGCAGGCACUGUCACGAAUGGUAUUUAGAGAGUGGAAAUCGCGCGGGUGCGUGUGAGUUCGCUCCGGAUUGUUUCCGCUCGUGUAUCGACCACGUGACUUGCAUCAAGUGCGCUCAGUGCAUGCUGUACCACUGCAUGUCGGACGCGGAGGGCGACUUCGCGAUGCAUCCGUGCGCCUGCGCAGCGCCAGACGAGGCUUGCGCUAAGAGAUGGUUGGGCAUAACGCUCCUCAGUUUGCUGGUGCCGUGCCUGUGGUGCUACCUGCCGCUGCGCUGCGUGCACCGCGCCGCGCGCGCAGCCCGCCUGGCGGGCGGACACCACGCGCCGCUGCACAAGUAGCGCCCGCGGCUCGUGCGGGCCUGCUGCCGCCUCGCUGACAUGUGUUGAGUGUUGUGGGCCUUCUGCGGUGGGGGCUGCGGCUACAGUGAGGUGGUGCGGGGCAGUGCUGACAAGUGUUGAGUGUUGUGGGCCUUCUGCAGUGGGGGCUGCGGCUACGGUGAGGUGGUGCGGGGCAGUGCUGACAAGUGUUAAGUGUUGUGCUCGGACGGCUGAUGGCCAGUAGUGAAGUGAAGUUUUAGGCCUUGUGAAGUGGGGGCUGAGGCUACAGUGAAGUGGUGCAGGGCAGUGCUGACAAGUGUUGUGCUCGGAUGGCUAAUGUACUGGAGUGAAGUGUGCAAGGAAAUGAGAAGAUUAAAAGCUCCGCUCUUGAAAUGCCAAGAUGAAAGGUCUGAGGCCAUGUCGGGCUCGCAAGGGGAAAAGAUGACGGUUUUCCCCUGAAUGUUAACGAUACAGAAUGUAUUGAGUUUUGAAAACUCUGAAAAGUAAUUCUGAGUGCAUAAUAAUGAAUUCAAAUGGAACUUCCAAUUGGCAUUUGAGAGGAAUAAUUUCAUGGUGAGAAUUGACCUGGAGUCACCAUUUUGGGUUGGGUUUUGAAAGAAUUUUAGAAUAAAAUGGUAAAAAACAAGAGCAUGGUAAUAUGAACAGAAGAACUCGAAAACAACUCAAAAAUUUCGAAAUACAAAGAGCAGGAAAUGCACUUAGAAAAUCUGAUUACAGAUCUGAAUAAAAAAAUAGAUAGAUAAUUAACUAUACACAGUACAAUUUUAAUAGGAAUAAUUUGAAUAUAUGGACACAGAACAUACAGUAUUGAAUAAAUGUAAAUCUAUUAAAAAAAAUCUGAUAUAAGUCUAUGCGACUUAAGUUUCAUUUUUAACUUUAUUGUUACAUUAUUCGAAAGACUAUUUCUAGUGUUAAAAUAUCUAUUCAGAUAAAUGAGUGGAAAGGUGAAAAAGCGUUGACUCAGUGUAUUUCCAUAAACACUUUGUAGUGGUAACACUGAAGGUUGUGUGACUCGAACUAGCAACACAGUGAAUUGGUGUUGCCGCUGUGGACAAUUUUAAUGUUUUUAGCAUUUACCCGAGCUGAUUCGCCAUGGUUCGGUAUCACAUAUUGUUGUGCCAUAUAAUAUGUACCUACAUAUAUUUUUAUUCCGUUCUCAAUUUUCUGUCUUCCAUUCAAUUUAGCCUCUAUUUGUCAAUGAUCUGUUUGAUAAACUCGUUAAACCUCGUUUACGUACAAAUAUGUGUUGAUUUUGCACAAAUGUGUAUUGAUUCUGUACAGAAAUGUAUGGAUAGAUGUACAAUAAAUGUAUUUGUUCUAUACAAAACUGUAUUGUUUCUAUACAAAUUCUGUACAAAAUCGUUUUGUUUCUAUACAAGUAUAAUUGUUACGUAUUUGUCAGGUAGUGGGGUGAAACCCUGAGAGUUACUAUAUAUUAAUAUUCUAUAUUUAUCGUUUGGUAUUAACUCGACAUAAUAUACAAAUGUUAACAUAUCUUGUUGUUAUCAACCUUUGAUGCUUCUUGUAAUGUCUUAAUUAAAUGAUCAGCAAAGAACAAAUUGUUUAAAAAAAGUAAGGCUAUUUAUUUGGUACAGUGAACCACAUAAAAGAAUACCAUAUGAGUAGGUAUCAUAGGUACUUUAAUGAAAUGGUUUACUUUUGUUUGUUGUUCACUGUACAAUUUUUUUUAGAUAAGUUUAUUUAAAAUACGGGUAACAUAACCUAGAUACGGUUUUCGUGUUUUUUUUUUAAAUAAUCUCAUUUGCUAUUUUCUUCUAUUUAAUGUUUAAUAAGUAUAUCUUCCGAAAUGCCAAAAGAGUUUGGAAUAAACCUAUUUUUUUUAACUCUGUUGGUAUUUUCGGAAUGUUAUAAUAGUAAUGUCACUUAAAACAAUCGUAAUAUUUAUUAUAGUGUUAAUAAUAUAGUUGACAUUAAUCAGUUAAAGUUUUUAACAUUAUAUGAAUGUUCAUGUGGUAAAUUUUACAUAUUUCGUGAUAGGGAUUAGUGUAUUGAGAAUAAAAAAUUAAUUAAUCACACAUUUUUCACCAUUUGUUUAAAACUUAAUUCGUCUAGUCUCGUUAAGAUUAAUUCUUUCGAUUCAUUCACCUAUUCUUUUAAAUCAUUCUGUUUAAAAAAAAAAGAAUAAAAACGACCAAAAUGUUUUUGUAUAUUUAUAAAUAAGAAAAUUAUCGCGGGGAAGGUUCAAGGCGCCUGAACAAGUGGUUUUUCAUUUUCAAAAUAUCUAUGCAACAACUGUAUUGUAUAUUUGAAAUGGGGAUAAAAAAAAAUAUAAAAUUUGAAAAAUUCGCCACUUAUCAUGGGCUCAAUUGUGGGAAUUUAUGAUAAUUUUGUAUUUUAAGGUAACAAAUGUGAUAUAAUCAGGCAUUGUAUCGCAUUUGCAAGAAUGUCAGGAUCGAAAAACAUUAAAUAAAUAGUAAAUAAUAAACUAUUAUAAUGAAAGAUUACCGUUUCGCCGCUACGCUACUUUCCUUGCACGUAUUCCGCAUUAAUUUUUUAACUUGUAAUUAAGUAAAUGUAUUAAAUGUUUAAUUAUAUAUAAGAGCUGUAUUUUACCUGUUUUUUAAAUAUUAAUCUUAAUAACAAUCAGUUUAAAUCCAAAAUUAAGUUCCGUAAUAUAUAGUUAUAUAAAGAGACUUUAACAUUUACUGUAGUGAAUUUAAUUCUACAAGUAAACUUAGUCAGUGUUUAGUGGCUCGACUAAGGAGACAUCACAAUUUAAUUAUAAAACCAAAGUUUAUGUAAACUGGAUCUUGCUCGCGCGAGGGACAAUCAAAUGGUUGUUUAAAAAUGAAAAUAAAUGUAUUGAAAUAUGAAAUAAAUAAUCGUGGAAAUUUGUCGUGUGUUCUUUUGAAGCUUUUUUGAAACUAAGCAACUUGGCACAUUCUUUUUAAGGGAUAUAUAGGUACACAAAUAAAAGUUAGUCGUAAGAAUUA
Amyelois transitella is the source of this 4372-nucleotide messenger RNA. It is a transcript of the gene Spred, whose product is annotated as sprouty-related, EVH1 domain-containing protein 1. Gene Ontology annotation, molecular function: protein kinase binding. Lineage: Eukaryota; Metazoa; Arthropoda; Insecta; Lepidoptera; Pyralidae. The record is from RefSeq and is a predicted model, not a curated record. The transcript is spliced from 12 exons. Gene Ontology annotation, cellular component: membrane. Gene Ontology annotation, biological process: negative regulation of MAPK cascade; multicellular organism development. The coding region runs from base 162 to 1418 and encodes 418 amino acids.